AUGAAGCCAACCACGUCCCUCCUCCUCGCCGCCCUCGCGUCGACCGCCCUCUCCCAGGAAGAGACCAGCACAGCCACCCAGUCCCUCCCAACAACAACAACAUCCUCCGCCGAAGCACCCGACGGCUCCGCCGCCUGCGCCGCCUCCGCCCUGUCCCUCCUCGCCGCUCUCCCCACCCUCCCCGCCGCCCCCGCCUCCUUCGCCCUCACGGCCAGCCCCGACCAGGACCCCUGCGCCCUGACCUGGCCCGCGAGCCUCUCCUCCGCCGUCCUGCGCUACGAGUCCUCCGUCGCCGCCUUCGUCUCCGACCGCCGCGGCGAGCUCGAUGCCCUCGUGGCCGGCUGCGAGGAUCUCAUUGACGGGCCUGCUGGUAGCGCCAUUUGCUCGACGGAGGCGAGGCACGUCUUUACGGGGGAUGGCACGACGGCGACGGAGGGGGUUGGGUAUACUGUUUUUCCGGCGCUGGCGACUCAGCUGACGAGCGGGACCGUGACGGAGACGGAGACGGAGACGCUGACGCAGACGAGCGCGACGGGGACGGAGACGGAGACGGAGACGGAGACGGGCGGCGAGGAUGGGGAUAGCGUGGCUGGUCGUGCUGGGGCUAAUGUUUAUGCUGUUGGGGCCUUGGUUGGCGUUCUUGGUGUUGCUGCUGCGCUGUGA
Messenger RNA from Verticillium dahliae VdLs.17, 663 nucleotides. RefSeq lists its product as uncharacterized. The transcript has a single exon. Lineage: Eukaryota; Fungi; Ascomycota; Sordariomycetes; Glomerellales; Plectosphaerellaceae. The coding region runs from base 1 to 663 and encodes 220 amino acids. The record is from RefSeq and is a predicted model, not a curated record.